CAAUCUUGAGAUAAUACAAAAUUUUUAAUAUUUAUAAACGUUUUUAGUGCAGUCUAUGUUUUAAUACCAAUUACAUAAGUCGUGUUAUCUAAAGUGCAAAUUUUUAAUGUACUUUGUCAUGCUUCACCGAACUACCGCAUAUACAAUAUCUUACAUUAUUACACAGAUAUGAAUUAUGAUAAAAUUAUUUAAUUCAUAUGACAAUAGUUCAAAAACACUUGUAAUAUACUCGUUUCGUUUUAAAAUUUCACUCAUGUUAUUAGUGUUAAGAUAAUGGAUGUGGUAAAUGAAUUUUGUGAUCUCCUACAAACUCAUGCUAAUCGUGACAAGGUGGUAUCACUGACUAGUUACCUGCUGAAGUUAUGGGGAUCCACUACACAGCGCAAGGACCUGCUGACAGCAAGCGGUCGGCUGUCCGCCGCGCGCGCUACAAUGCGCCUCUUUGAUGAUGCAGCUGCAUUGAAGACUUGGCGCGCUUAUGGACUUGGAAAGCAGGAUGGACUAAUAUGGGGAACUCUGGGCGUGGCAAGCAGCGUAUUCUCACUGCUGUACUUGCAAGCGGAGAAAGCGAUGUUCCUUAUCGACACCGGCAUCAUAGUCGUCUCCAAGGACACAGACUUCAGGGUCAGGACCGCUCAUAAGUUGUUUUGGUCGCUUUCAGCAUUCGUCGGAUUUAUCAGAUCGAUCCGAGUCCUACAUGCAAAAGCGACUCAACUCAAAUCACCGGACCGGACAAAAUGCGCCCCAGCGCAGUACAAGCAGGCGUGCAUGACCUCCACCAAGCUGUUACUGGACGUAAUACACGCAGUGAGCUGGCUGCCGCCGGGCUGGCUGUGGGGCGGCACCCUCAGCGCGCAGCAAGCCAGCGCCGUCGGUUCGGCCUCCGCUGUAUUAGCACUUAUUAUACUUCACAAUGGAAAGAGACUUGCCUCUUCUAAAUAGUAAGCGUUUAAAAAGUGGGAACGAUUAUUGUGAUCGACUUGAAGUGUUGAUAUUCAUAUCUGGAGAGUAAUUUCUUCUUUACACUUCUACGCUGUGGCAUUUUUGAUUUUGUUUCAGAUUUUGUAUCUGUCACGCUGAUCUUUUUCUAAGUUAGCAGAGGUAAUGAUUUAUUUAAAAAAAAAAUCUGUUGUUUAAAUAUUAGUUUUAUAAUUAAUUACAUAACAUUACCGAUAUACCUAUAUAGAUGGAAAUGUACCGACAGGAGACCCCGUCGUUGUCAAGGAUCUACAGGGUCCAUUUAUUUUCUGUAAUUUCUUAAGACUUUACUCGUAUUAAGAUGAACACACACAUAUUCACGUUGUUAAAAUAUGGAGGAACCUCGAUGACGUAUAAACGAUAAAAAAAAAGACACAUAAUGCAUAGAGAACGUUAAAAAGAAAUAGAAAACUAAAUUACGACCCAAUGAUAAAAUUAAAAAAAAAGUGACGGUUUAAAAAAGUUUGUAAACAAGUCUGUUCGCCAUAUAGAUUAUUUCUAUUCUAUUCUAAAAUCCGCUAGUAUAUAAAAUGCUACACGUUGACUACUCUGUGAUUGAUUCUAUUUAAGAAACGCUACAAGAAAAUUUGCGUUUUGUUUGCAAUCGAUACGUAUAUAGAUAUUUGUUCACUUUAUCUAGAAUCUAGACUAGGAAACAGUAUAAAUCAUAAAACAGAUUGCUUUUCAACAUAGAUACCACUAUCUGAUAGUGGUAGUAUAACUAGUGAUAAGAUUAUGUAUAUUUGAUAUUAUUCCUCAUGGACUAUAUAUUUAUUUAUAUACUUUAUACUUGCAUUAGACGUAAUCAUAAUAUCAGAAAGGCUGUAACGACAGCACGUACUAUGUGAUUGUUUGCAGUAAAAUAUUUAAAUAUAAAUAAUAAUAAUAAUUUAUUUGUUGGAAACAUAGUUACAAAUAUGAUGUUACAGUUUUUUUUUUUUAAUUUUCAGUAUGUUUCACUAUAUUUAAUAGCAUACAAAUCUUUAUAGGUAGUAUUCAUUAAACGCAAUGAAUCUGUUACUUUAUUAUUAUUUUAAUAUAAUAAACAUGUCCUGAAAUUUUAAUAUUAUUUUAAAUUAAUCUUUAUAUAAAUAUUUGUGUCAAUAAAUUAUAUCUAAGCUGCUUAUCUUAAAAUCCAAAAUUAAAAUAUUAAAUAUAAUAAAUCGUAUAGAGUAUAACUGAAUUAUUUAUAAAUAAAUAUAUAUCUAGGGCAUUGAUAAUAGGUUCAGUGACGUGCCAAUACGUGGCCUUAAACUUUGAUAACAAAAUAUAAUAAUACACUGUUUAUAGUUCAAAUAUGUGUCGUGUUUUAAAGCAGUGAACUGUACGAGCCAAGUCGAAAUGAUUGUUAACUAUGUAAAUUUUCUGGAAUAUCUGAACCCAGUAUAUCUUAAGUACUAAUUAAUAAACAAAUAUCCAGCAGCAGUAUUUCCGAACCGAUACGACAACAUAACCUUCAAGAAAAGAAUAUAUUCUUUUUUAAAAGGCCGGCAGCACACCUGCAAUGCCGCUGGUGUUGUGGGUGAUCAUGGGCGGCGGUAGUCACUUACCAUCAGGUGAGCCGCAUGCUCGUUUGCCCCGUGUUGUAAAAAAAAAAAUAAAAAAAAUAUAUACACAUGUAGUCCCGUGUGGUCCUAGUACAGAAUAAGCCACCCCUUCCUUUAUCGUGAAUGUCGUAAAAGGCGAUUAAGGAAUCUUAACCACUUAAUGAGAGGGUAUUUCUGUGAAAUGAGGUCAACUGGCGCACGCACUAAAUUCGAACGAGCAUACAAUAAAUAUACACUAAACUCUAUGAAAUACAAACAGGCGAGAAGGUAUCGCUCCAGAUAAAAAUAUAAACAUAAUAUUUAUAAUUGGCGAGAGAUACUCGGAAUAGCGCAAAUCGGAACACAUUUGAUGCGCGAGAGGGUCUCGUUCGAGGUGCUUAAGUGGUUAAAUGUCGAAGGAUGGACAACAGCGUCCCUCUUAAAACAUCUCCAAAGCCUAACUGCGGUUGCCAAUCCGCCUGCUAAGCGUGGCAACAAUGUGCAAAACCCCCUAGGGGGAAGCUUAUGUUCGGCAAUAGGCAGUUAAAGGCUGGUAUGAUGAUACACGUGUAGGUACUGUCAUACCAAAUUGGUGCUUUAUUUAUAGAGGUCGUCGAAUUAAUUUGAAUUAAGUAGGUAUAAAUAAAUAUCAUAUCAGAAUCAUAUCAGACGUUAAUUGUCCACUGUUUAACAUACACCUUCCUCAUAAUGGGGGGGGGGGGGGGGGGGGAUGCCAAUAGUUUCCACGUUUGACAGACAAGUUGGUAACUACAGUUAAGCUUUGGUGAUGUUUUAAGAGAAAACAUCACCAAAGAGGAACGCUGCUGUUACCCUCGAUCAUUAAGUUCCCUUAGUCGUCUCUUACGACAGUCACGAAAAAGGAAGGGGAAAUAAAUAAGUAUACAUAAGCAAAAUUUGGUUGAACUGUCCUUACAUUGGUCACUGUUGUGGUGUCCCGAAUGGGAUGCUUCAGCGGUGACUAAAGUUUAUUAUUUCUUGUUCUUUUAUUUAUUUAUUUAUUUUAUUGUAAGAUGUUCUAACAUUAGGUUAAGGUUAUGUUACUAACAAUGUAAGCCUUUGUAGCCCGUAAUAAUAAAGAUUAUUGUUAUUUUAAUUUAUACUAAGUUAUUACGUAAGUAAGUCUUACAAGAAAAGCAUUCAGCCUCUAUUUUGUGAUGGCUUUGUUUUCAUACAUGUGGAUAUAUUUCGAGCAAACUUUGUUUAAAUUUAGAACUUCUUUGGUUAUGGCGUGCAUCUGUUACUUAUAUUCAAUCAAAUAACCAAUCUCCAAUCGACGAAGCAAAUUUGUUAAAUAUUUAGAAAUGGCUAGAGUGGAUAUUUUACUAUUGGGAGUGAUUGUUUCAGAUACUAAUGAAGAUUAAAUUUCCUGAUACUAUCAGCAUUAUGGCAGUAUUACAGGGAGAUUUCUUCAUUGCCCUACUAGGUAUCGGGCACAUAGCGCUAUGGCAUUACUUUAGUACCAUUUACAUCACCAAUAGUACUAUGCAUUAGUGUCAUAGUAUAAAAAAGUAUUAUUAACUUAUAAUAAAUAAAAUUUUUAUUAUCUAAUAAAAUUUUCCCUGUUAUUUAUUUCUUGAUUUUUUAUUUUUGUUAUUUUAUUGUAAUUUUUAACAAUACAUAGUAUAUAUCUAACAUUAUGUAUAGCUAAGUUUAUUAUUUUUCUACUAGUCAUAUCUAUAAGGAGUACACUAAGUAUAUAUUGUAUUAAAUAAAACAUCUUUUCGAAGCAA
Messenger RNA from Galleria mellonella (greater wax moth), 4255 nucleotides. Its product is annotated as peroxisomal membrane protein 11C-like. The record is from RefSeq and is a predicted model, not a curated record. Gene Ontology annotation, biological process: peroxisome fission. The coding region runs from base 274 to 942 and encodes 222 amino acids. NCBI's taxonomy places the organism in Eukaryota, Metazoa, Arthropoda, Insecta, Lepidoptera, Pyralidae. Gene Ontology annotation, cellular component: peroxisomal membrane. The transcript is spliced from 4 exons.